AUGGGACGGACACCUGUAGGUAUCUCCCGGGAUCACUGGCACAAGCGUCGCAAGACAGGUGGCAAAAGGAAGCCCUACCACAAGAAAAGGAAGUAUGAGCUUGGCCGUCCACCUGCAAACACAAAGAUUGGCCCUCGCCGUAUCCACACAGUGCGUGUCCGUGGUGGCAAUAAGAAGUACCGAGCUUUGAGGCUAGAUGUGGGUAACUUCUCCUGGGGCUCUGAAUGCUGCACUCGUAAGACCAGGAUCAUUGAUGUGGUCUAUAAUGCAUCCAAUAACGAACUGGUGCGGACCAAAACCCUGGUGAAGAACUGCAUCAUUCUGGUGGACAGCACCCCCUUCAGACAGUGGUAUGAGGGCCACUACGCCAUCCCUCUGGGCCGCAAGAAGGGAGCGAAGCUGACACCUGAGGAGGAAGAGGUGCUGAACAGGAAGAGGUCCAAGAAGGUCCAGAAGAAGAUCGAGGGCCGCAGGAAGAAGGGCAAGAUCAGCAGUCUGUUGGAGGAGCAGUUUAUGCAGGGCAAGCUGCUCGCAUGCAUUGCCUCAAAACCUGGGCAGUGUGGCAGAGCUGAUGGCUACAUCCUGGAAGGUAAGGAGCUGGAGUUCUACCUGAGGAAGAUCAAGGCAAAGAGAGGCAAAUAGGCACCAGAGGCUCGGAAUAACCAAAUAUCUGUGAUUUAUAGACAUUUUUUCGUUUAAAUGUUCACCAUCUUGUUCUGUAGACGAUGGUGAAAAUACAGUUUUAUUUCUUUCACAACAAAGUAUCCAUGCCUCUGAAGGCAGUGUUCAAACCCUUUUGUUGAUUGACGUUGGCUAGAUUUUGUUGUUCCCUUGUGGUAGCGAUUGCUGUAUAACCUGACCAGUUAUGGCUUCAAAAAUAAAACAGGAUGCACUUGGUUACCAUUA
Messenger RNA from Alosa sapidissima (American shad), 906 nucleotides. It is a transcript of the gene rps8b, whose product is annotated as ribosomal protein S8b. Gene Ontology annotation, molecular function: structural constituent of ribosome. The coding region runs from base 1 to 642 and encodes 213 amino acids. Gene Ontology annotation, cellular component: ribosome; cytosolic small ribosomal subunit. Gene Ontology annotation, biological process: translation; maturation of SSU-rRNA from tricistronic rRNA transcript (SSU-rRNA, 5.8S rRNA, LSU-rRNA). The record is from RefSeq and is a predicted model, not a curated record. The transcript has 6 exons. Lineage: Eukaryota; Metazoa; Chordata; Actinopteri; Clupeiformes; Clupeidae.